Molecule: messenger RNA, 969 nt
Organism: Apus apus (common swift)
Lineage: Eukaryota; Metazoa; Chordata; Aves; Apodiformes; Apodidae
Product: glutathione S-transferase A4-like
Exons: 7
Coding region: 116-784 (222 amino acids)
Biological process (GO): glutathione metabolic process; xenobiotic metabolic process
Molecular function (GO): glutathione transferase activity
Source: RefSeq, a predicted model, not a curated record
AAUUGGGUAUUGCUGGAAACUCCCCCAAGCUCUGAAGUUUAAACACUCCCUGGGAACCCGAGUGUGUUGGGUGGAGGCUGAGUUAAGGCCAGAAGGGAAGCAGGAGCUCAGAAGCAUGUCGGGGAAGCCCAGGCUUACCUACUUGGAUGGAAGGGGGCGGAUGGAGUCCAUACGAUGGCUGUUGGCAGCAGCUGGUGUGGAGUUUGAAGAAGUUUAUCUGGAAACUAGAGAGCAAUAUGAAAAGUUAAUCAAAGAUGGACACCUGAUGUUCCAUCAAGUGCCGCUGGUUGAGAUGGAUGGAAUGAAGCUGGUGCAGACCAGAGCCAUCAUGAGCUACAUAGCAGGGAAAUACAAUCUCCAUGGGAAAGACUUGAAGGAGAGAGCCCUGAUUGACAUGUAUGUGGAAGGAAUAACAGAUCUGAUGCAAAUGAUUUUGGUGUUUCCUUUCUCUCCACCUGAGGCAAAAGAGAAAAAUCUUGACUCACUUAAGGACAGGGCAAUUAACAGAUAUUUCCCAGUCUUUGAAAAGGUUUUGAAACAACAUGGCCAAGACUUUCUUGUGGGCAACAAAAUGAGCUGGGCAGAUGUUCAGCUAAUUGAAGCUAUAUUAGCAGUGGAGGAGAAAAUACCUGCUGUGCUGUCGGGGUUUCCUCAGUUGCAGGCUUUUAAAAAAAGAAUGAGCAAUGUUCCUACAAUUAAGAAGUUCCUGCAACCUGGCAGCCCAAGGAAACCCCCGCCAGAUGAACGUUACGUAGCAACUGUGAAGAGGGUGUUCAAGAUGUAAAUGCUUUCUUACCUUCUGUGAGACCCAAAAUACUGAAUCACUCACUUGCCCCAAAAGAACCCAAACCAAAGGAAGUAGGAAGCUCAGUAAAUGAGUAUCACUGUAGUUAAAAACAACAUUGAAAAAAACAAAACAAAACAAAAUCAUAACAAAAAUAAAGCAUUCUUAUUACUUUGGCAAUGUAA